AUGGUUUCAUUCAAUAAAAUAUCUGCUUCCUUCGGUUCAAUUCUUCUCAUAUCAGCUACUAUUGUUUCUGCAGAAGAGGCUCCACAAAACUUAGACAACCCAGAAGGAGCCAUUUACAAGGCGCAUCUAGAUUCCGGUGAUAUUAAAGGUAUCAUCGAAAUUUACACUGCCAGAAAUAGUUCUGCCAAGGUUCAUUUGGACAUUACUGGUUUGCCAGAAAAAGGAGGUCCUUUCUUCUACCACCUUCAUCAAAACAAAGUUCCAGAAAGCGGUGACUGUGAAGCCACCGGAACUCAUUUCAAUCCUUAUGAAGCAUCUUUUGAAGAAUGUGAUUCCAAUCAGGAUGAUUCCUACUGUCAAGUGGGUGACUUAUCUGGAAAGCAUGGCUGGAUCAACACUACUUGCUUUCAGACUACCUACUAUGAUCCAUAUUUGUCUUUGAACAAAGAAAAUAAGGCUUUUAUUGGGGACUUGUCCGUGGUUGUUCACUACUCGGAUAUGACCAAGAUGCUAUGUGCUAACUUGUAUGAGUCCAAGCGCAAGUUCUGGAAAAAAGAGUACACCGAUGACUUCACUGAUGUCCAUCAGCAAGAAAAAAACGACAGCUACUCAAAUUCUACCUCUGGCUAUGGUGGACAGUAUGCCAACUACACUAAUAGCACUAAUGGCAGUUCUGUUGAAGGAAUCACCUCGACCUACUGUGGCAGCGCUACCAAGCAGACCAUCUCAACUUUGCUUGGUGCCUUGAUCGGCUUGCUGAUUUCCUUCUUCUAA
This is a messenger RNA of Brettanomyces nanus, 774 nucleotides long. RefSeq lists its product as uncharacterized. Bases 1 to 774 code for a protein of 257 amino acids. Gene Ontology annotation, molecular function: superoxide dismutase activity; copper ion binding. Gene Ontology annotation, cellular component: extracellular region. Gene Ontology annotation, biological process: removal of superoxide radicals. Lineage: Eukaryota; Fungi; Ascomycota; Pichiomycetes; Pichiales; Pichiaceae. The transcript has a single exon. The record is from RefSeq and is a predicted model, not a curated record.